This is a messenger RNA of Nipponia nippon (crested ibis), 2010 nucleotides long. NCBI's taxonomy places the organism in Eukaryota, Metazoa, Chordata, Aves, Pelecaniformes, Threskiornithidae. The record is from RefSeq and is a predicted model, not a curated record.
AUGGCUGUUGAUGGUGGGUGUGGGGACACUGGAGACUGGGAAGGUCGCUGGAACCAUGUAAAGAAGUUCCUCGAGCGAUCUGGACCAUUCACACAUCCCGAUUUCGAGCCAGGCACUCAAGCCCUUGAGUUUUUGUUAAGCACAUGUAAAGUACUAGUUAUUGGAGCAGGAGGAUUAGGAUGCGAACUCCUGAAAAACCUGGCACUGUCCGGCUUUAGGCAGAUCCAUGUUAUUGACAUGGAUACUAUAGAUGUUUCUAAUCUUAACCGACAGUUUCUGUUUCGACCGAAGGAUGUUGGGCGACCAAAAGCAGAAGUUGCAGCAGAAUUCCUGAAUAGCCGCAUUCCCAACUGUGCUGUCGUAGCCUAUUUUAAAAAGAUUCAAGACAUGGAUGAAAGCUUCUAUCGACAGUUUCAUAUUAUUGUUUGUGGGCUGGACUCUAUAAUUGCAAGAAGAUGGAUAAAUGGCAUGCUGAUGUCAUUUUUACAUUAUGAAGAUGGUGUAUUGGAUCCAAGUUCCAUCAUACCUUUAAUAGAUGGAGGGACAGAAGGUUUUAAAGGAAAUGUUCGUGUGAUUAUUCCUGGUAUGACAGCAUGUGUUGAGUGCACACUUGAGCUUUAUCCACCACAGGUCAAUUUUCCUAUGUGUACUAUUGCAUCUAUGCCCAGACUACCAGAGCAUUGUAUUGAGUAUGUCAGGAUAUUGCAGUGGCCAAAGGAGCAACCUUUUGGAGAAGGUGUUGCACUGGAUGGAGAUGACCCUGAACAUAUACAGUGGAUUUACCAGAAGUCUUUAGAAAGAGCAUCACAAUUUAGUAUUAAAGGUGUUACAUACAGACUCACCCAAGGGGUGGUUAAACGAAUUAUUCCAGCAGUAGCUUCUACAAAUGCAGUAAUUGCAGCUGUUUGCGCCACUGAAGUUUUUAAAAUAGCCACAAGUGCAUACAUUCCUCUUAACAACUACUUGGUGUUCAAUGAUGCGGAUGGAUUAUACACGUACACAUUUGAAGCGGAAAGGAAGGAGAACUGUCCAGCCUGCAGCCAACUUCCCCAAAACAUAGAGAUUUCCCCAUCAGCUAAGUUACAGGAGAUCUUGGAUUACUUGACAAAUAAUGCUUCAUUGCAAAUGAAAUCUCCUGCAAUCACAGCAACUAUGUAUGGGGGAAAUAAAACACUUUAUUUACAGACAGUAGCAUCAAUUGAAGAACGAACAAGGCCAAAUCUUUCCAAGACACUAAAAGAACUGGGGCUUGUGGAUGGCCAGGAACUUGCAGUUGCUGAUGUUACUACACCACAGACUAUGCUGUUCAAGCUUCACUUUACCACUUAAUUUAUUCAUAAGUAAACUGCAUAGACAGCAAGAGAAAUCUGUACCCACCUUGUAAAGCAAACGUACUCCGUGGGUGCUAAAGCAACCUGAAAUGUUCAUGUUAGUACUAGCAUUGUUGAAGGUUAGGUAAUACAAAUGAAUCACCAUAUUUCAGAAUUGUACGUAGAAGCCAAUAUUUGGUGGAUUAUAUUUGUAUAAAUGCUUAUUAAUGUACAGAACUCUGAUGUAUAGGAAUACACUUUUUUCCAGUUUUUGUUGUCAAAAUGUUAAUGCUAAUAUACUUUCAGACACAUGGAAAUUUUAAGGUGGCCAAAAGUUGUUUUCAACUCGUGCGCACACGUAUAUGCAAAGAGAAGACCCUUUAAAAGGAACCACAGCGAUCUGGUUUUUAAAUUGUAGCACUCCUAUGCACUUGCUGAGUCACCCUAAAACCAAAAGAGGGCAGUAGAUUAAAACAAGCAUUUUCCUCUUAUUUGAUAUUGAUUUGAUCAACUUUAUGAAAGGUGUUAAGUAUGGAAGAGAUUACUUUGUUUACAAGCAAACACAAAAGGACAGAAUGAUCAACUGUACAUGAAAAUACGGACGUGUCUGCUCACAGUCCCCAGGCAGCCGCUGUGCACAGUAUUGCGGGGUUAUGUUCAAGUAUCAUUGGUGCUGUUAAAGUAUUUAUUAAUAAAAAAA